Molecule: messenger RNA, 3048 nt
Organism: Phoenix dactylifera (date palm)
Lineage: Eukaryota; Viridiplantae; Streptophyta; Magnoliopsida; Arecales; Arecaceae
Product: Hydroxyproline-rich glycoprotein family protein
Source: RefSeq, a predicted model, not a curated record
UGCAGCGACCUUGAUGCUCCGCCUACCGCUCUUUCCCACUCUCCUCUAUUUUAUUCUCUCCCCUUUUCUGGUUUUCGCUGGUAGCAGAACCAAGUUUUGCGGAGGUUGUUCUCUAUUCCGGUGCUGCGGGCGGGUGGGCGACGGUUCCAAGUGCAAGGAAGCGCGGCUCCCAGGCACGGUGGGAACCACCUCCCGUGGCUUCUCCCCGUUUGUUUGUUGCCGCUUGGUGACGGAUGCCGAGCUUCUAGACACAAGAAUCCAUAUCCAAAAUUGAAAAGAUCGCCCCUUCUCCCAUGCCCGUGAACCGGAUUCAAAGAGAAGAUGGCCUGAAGCUUACCACCCUUCCUUUGAGCACUUCCAGCCUUGAGAAAAGCAAAAGAAUUUUAAUCUGAGGAGGAGGAGGAAACUGGAAAGCAAUGCAUCCUGCAAUCCUCCAUCGCCCUCAGUCCACACCUCUGUCAUUCAUUGGUCGCCAAUGGGUUCAGGAAGAAAAGGUUUUCGAGCAUUCGCGGUCGCAGAAGGGAUUAGCAGGUCUGGCAUUCGAUGCAUGCAACCGAGAGGGUGAGUCGCCACUAACAGGGGUUUUAAGGGACAAGAUUCUCAAACUCAGGGAUGUCCUUGAUUUGCCUCCUCAAGAUAAGCAUGUUACAUUGCAUGAGUUAUUGCUGGAAACUUUGGAGGACCUACAGAAAUUGUAUCCCAAGUGCAUGUCAUGUGUUUGCAUCUCUGAAGUUGAUCGCGAAUGUAUAAAUCAGAUAUUACUCCAUCUCUACCAAGCCCUCAAAUUUGCUGGAAAUUGUUGGUCGGAAAAAUGCAAUCAGUCCGAGAAAUUUGGAUUCGAGGAGGUAGACUUGAAAAAUUUUAGUUUCGAACAACUUGGUCAAGGAGUCCUUAAGAGACUGGAUUACAUGAGCUCACAAGCAAAAGCAGUGUUUGAUCUCAUGGAGAAGAGCUCCAUUAAUAUCCCUAUGAUUGAGGGUGGGCAAGGCAAGUUAUGCUAUUGUAACAAUCCAGUCACACCAACUCCAGCGCUCCCACAACCAUCAAAAUGUAACUCAAGUCCCAAGGAAUUCUCAAACACUACCUACCUGCCACCUCUACUUCGCCCUUUAAGACUUCAAGCAGUGGCAAAAUUGAAGCCCUUAGAUGUCAAGCAUCUUUCCUUCCACAUGUUUCCUCUCAUAUCUGAUCAGAGCUCCAAACCUUCACACCAAGCAGAAAAGAUGGCUAAUGACCUUGAACUGGACUCCCCAGACACUCCGAUGAUUAUAAAGCCGUUUCCUUAUGCUGAAAUAGGGGACGAUAAUUAUCAUGGUUAUGGAGGUAAAACUUCACAUUUUACCACACCUAUCUCGACACCAACAUCUAUGCAUCUGCCGAUGAACUUGGGAUCAAUUUCAAAUGACCUUAGCAAAAACAGUGAGGAAAAUAGUAACAAGACUUCUAAAGCUGCAAUACUGAUCUCACAAACCAUGCCUUUCUUGCAUUUGAAAGCUCCAUUUCCAUCACCAACUCCUACACCACCACCAUCGCCUAUGAUCCUACCUGGAGUACCCAUGUUCUUUCAAUCACUUAACCAUCGACAAAUGGAAAUAGAGCCUGUUGCAUAUGCCAUGACCAUAGAUGAUGAUGAUCAAGCUGAUAGUCAUAAACCUUCCGAAGCUACCAUGUUGAUCUCACAACCAUCCUCUGCUUCACCACCAUCAUCCAUUACAUCGGCAGAAGAAACCAUGUCACCAGCACCAGCUAUCUUUCUACUAGAAGGGCCUGCACAACUAUCAUCUACUCCAACUCCAACUCCAACUCCAUACAAUAUAUCUGCACCAACUCCUCCUCCAAAAAGCUUUGCAUCAUUAACAACCCCAUUGCCACCCCCAACUCCCAUUGCAUUAUCAACUCAACCGCCACCUUUGCCAUCUCUGAAAGGAUCCGCAGCCCCACCACCUCCUCCCUUGGGUGCAACAAAAGCAGGAUCGACACCCCCACCACCUCCACCCCUAGGUGCAGCAAAACCAGGAUCAGCACCCCCACCACCUCCUUCCCUAGGUGCAGCAAAAGCACUACGUGCCAGAAGUAAUACCAAAUUGAAAAGAUCAUCCCAAAUGGGAAAUCUAUAUAGACUUCUGAAGGGAAAAGUGGAGGGGUCUAGUUUAAAUAGUAGAACAUCUGAUGGAAGGAAGAGUCAAGUUGGAAGUGGCUCUAGUGGUAACAAGGCUCAAGGAAUGGCCGAUGCAUUAGCUGAGAUGACAAAAAGAUCAGCUUACUUUCAGCAAAUUGAAGAAGAUGCUCAAAAGUAUGCAGCAACAAUUAUGGAGACAAAGUCUGCCAUUAAUUCUUUCAGAACGAAGGACAUGACUGAGCUAUUGAAAUUUCAUCAGCAUGUUGAGCAACAUCUUGGAAAACUGACUGAUGAAACACAGGUGUUAGCUAGAUUUGAAGGCUUCCCUUCUAAAAAACUGGAGAACAUAAGAAUGGCUGCAGCGUUAUAUGUAAAGUUGGAUGCAAUAAUCACAACACUGAAGAGCUGGAAGUUGGCAUCUCCUACUGCCCAACAACUUGAUAAGGUUGAAACAUAUUUCAAUAAGAUAAAGAAAGAAGUGGAUGUGAUAGAACGUACCAAAGAUGAAGAAUCCAAGCGAUUCCAGAUCCAUAAUAUUGAUUUUGACUUUGGUGUUCUUUUACGGAUUAAGGAAUCUAUGGUCGACUUAUCAUCAAAUUGCAUAGAAAUGGCACUUAAGGAGAGCAAAGAAGCAAAGGAAGAAGCCAAAUCCAAAAGUGGCCUGUCAAAGAUGCUGUGGAGGGCCUUUCAAUUGGCUUUUCGAGUGUACAACUUUGCUGGUGGACAAGAUGAUCGGGCAGAUAGAUUGACAAGUGAAUUAGCUACUGAAAUAGAGACUUGUCCUUAAUUUUGGUAUUUGUGCUCCCUGGAAAUAAGCUGGUAAAUAGUUUGGAUCUUUUUCUUCUAUAUAUGCAAUGGUGGAAACAUCAUUCACAAUUAUUAUUUUGAUCUGGGGAAUAAAAAACUGUUUAUAUGUGUGCGCACUAAAA